This is a messenger RNA of Folsomia candida, 1146 nucleotides long. RefSeq lists its product as uncharacterized. The transcript has 5 exons. The record is from RefSeq and is a predicted model, not a curated record. Gene Ontology annotation, molecular function: metal ion binding; nucleic acid binding; endonuclease activity. Lineage: Eukaryota; Metazoa; Arthropoda; Collembola; Entomobryomorpha; Isotomidae. Bases 31 to 1032 code for a protein of 333 amino acids.
GCAAAAAAUGGGUAUAAAAAGACUUCUGAAAUGAACAGAAUUAAUCAAUUGGCGAGUUGCAGUAAUCACAAUAACUACAUAAAUUUCUGGAAAUUUGAAAUGGAUAAAAUAUUGCUAGUUAUCGGCUUAAUUUGUAGUUUAAGCCAUUCAGGCUUCGCCCUGGUCGAGCUGAACUGUUCCGUGGCGAAUUCGAAGGAUGGUAUUUUUACCUUUACGAUCCCCACGACAUCCAGAAUCGGCGACUUUAACAUGUUUUUCGUCCAGCAAGAAAUCACUCGGUUGCAUCCCUGGGCCGUCACGGCGAUGUACAACUAUCUCAACAAUGAGCACAAUAUCUCCCGCAUUGAUAACUUCAGACCGUACACGUGCGAAGGGCUAAACCAGACAGAGUGCGGGACUACGUUUCGGAUGACGCCGGAACAACAGGCCUAUUCUGGGAGGACAUCCUUCGACCGGGGUCACUUGCAACCCAGCCACCCCUUCACCUUUGAGCGGGACGCGAAUGACAAAACGUUCUACUGUUUCAACAUCGCGCCACAAGAACCAUUUACGAACCAACAACCCUGGUCGUUAGUCGAGUCCAGGGUCCUCACCUAUUUUUCGGGACGCGCGGGCUACAUCAUUACUGGAAUCGGCGAUCAGGAAGACCUCUUCAGUCCCACUAACGUUGGCUACAUCGUGCCAAACCAUUACUGGAAACUGGUUUGUUACAAGGAUGCCGCCGGGGUGACGCAGGUCGUCGGCUUUAUCGGGAACAAUACGCUCCUUCGUGCCAACGAUGUCGCGGAACAGGAUGCCAGGAAAGCGUCCACCUAUUUGCCAAGAUCGCAACAGGAAAUUAUUAACACGAUGAACAUAAAUCGAGUACAUCUCUUCCAAGAAGCGUGGGUCGGUGGGGAGACUUAUUUACUGGAAGGUCGUUCCGAGGACAGAUUGCCAUCCGCGGAUGAGUGCACGUUCAAAAGGGACCUGUCCCCCGAGGUCAGACAAGAAUGGGCCACUUAUAUCGGCGGAUUUUCAAAGUUGGAAUGAAAAAAUUAAUGAAACACGCGAAUGUUAAAAAUAUUACAAGUUUGAAGUUAUUUAUGUUAAUUAAAAUUGUCAAAUUCCCAAGAGUGAAUAAACUUGACUAGAUUAUUUACGGGA